Molecule: messenger RNA, 1848 nt
Organism: Rhodofomes roseus
Lineage: Eukaryota; Fungi; Basidiomycota; Agaricomycetes; Polyporales; Fomitopsidaceae
Exons: 13
Coding region: 1-1848 (615 amino acids)
Source: RefSeq, a predicted model, not a curated record
AUGUCUGCGGGUGUUCGCCGACACGUCUGGAGGUCUUGCAAGGUGCUCACUGUCGAUAUGGCCUUCCCGAGACCUUCCCUGAGCCAUAGAACGAGUACUGAGCGAGGCAUCGAGCGUUGUGUGAAGGCGACAUCGCGAGACGCGAGGUGGCUGAGGCGUGUGGCGCGCAGGUGGCGCGAGACCUUUAUCCACGGACUAGCGGGUAACGGUACCGGAUAUUCCACGGCGCUGUCUAGCUCAAUUCUUGCGCAAUUGGUUCAUAAGGCCCCUCUAUUCGUUCCAGGCAUCAACACCAGCAUAGUGAAGAUGUCACCGAGGCGAUACACACACAAGAACGCGCGCGAGGCCAAUUUCCAGAGUCGGAGGCCGAUAUGGAAUAUAUUUUGUUCGGUGACAACACCCGCAGCCAAAGUGGUAUUAGUACUAGUAGUGGACAGAAGAGAAGGCACGCAUCGAGCUAAAUUGAGGCCACACUUUUCAUUGUGUACAUACCCUACUACGGAUGCCCUACUGACCACAGCUCGUAACAUCCAAAUGUUCCACCAGGAUCGCCUCAAACUCCCAAUACACGUCUCGUUCGAACGCCGUGUGCCGCGCCGCGCCGCCGCCAGCUGGCACGAGCGCUUACGGCCUCCGACUCUGGAAUUGGCCUCGCGCGCGUUCUUUAUCGAGGAGCGGACGGUGCCGGGACGGGCUGGGGACUCGGACGCGCUUCCUCAAUACGCAACCUACCCACCUCACUCGGCGGCCAAGACCGCUCCCCUACACCCCAGCGACCCGAUCCCCACGCAAACCCAGACCUUCGUUCAGAACUCGCUCAAGAACGUCCGCACGACCUACCUCCACAGCUUCCUUCUGCACUCCUCACUCUCGCGCCUGAUUCAUAAUGCCGCCGCGUGGCGCGCGAUCGUUGAGCUUCAAUAUUCCGACACAGUGCGCACGAUUGGCCCUUGGGAACAACAACACGUACGACAGGUGUUUGUCGGUAUUGUCGCGAGCGCGGGAUCCAGUACAAAUCGUUAUGGACGCUCUCCGGCUCGUGCACUCCCGCGCAGGGGGGCUUCCCAGUCAAUAGCGGGUGCCAGUGUGGGCCCGGCGUCUGCCCCGGCGAGUCCACUGCCACUCGGCACGAUCGCCUACACUUCCCCCAUCCCCCGCCUUGCUCCCUCCGUACGCGUUACCGAUCCUCCUAACCACUACCGAUCCACACGCCUUGCCGAUGAGUACGGCCGCAACCUCAAAAUUGCGAGCGACGUCAUUGCGCAAGAAGAAGCAUACGAUAGGCUGUGUAUCUCUGGAAAGCAGGGCCUGCGGGUCAAAGUCAUGCGGAUCAACGACACACGAAGAUUCAACGUAUUCGAAGUACAGCUCUUCUUCCGUCUCGCGGAGAUCCUGCGCGACCACCCGGGACCACUCGAGAGCUGCAUGACAUCAAACGUCGACGCGUUGGAAACCUCCACCAUCGGCCGCUUGCGGGUCUUCAAUAGGCCCGCGACGAACCUCGGAUUCCAAGACGUCGAGAUGGACACGGAUGGCUCUGGUGUAGAGGACGGACGGUCCUUGAAGCCUGUGGCUCUGCAAUUAUUUGGCGUUUCCUCCUUCCUAGUACCCCCAUUUGCCCCGGAGGACUAUACGCGUGCCCCCAUUGGACGACUGGCAUCCAAUAGCUUGAUUCCAGUAAAGGCCCGCAACCUAGCCACGCAGGCUGUCGCGAACAAUGUGCAUAACCGUAUCAUCGGGGUCGAAGUGAGACGUGCAUUACUUCGCCAGGCGCCGCGCACAAUGACACACCUCGCCUCGCUACAGCGCAACCCCUCAGCCGCCAUGACAUAUGAAAAGCCACUCUAA